AUGCCACUGCAGCUGCUGGACCUCCCCGAGGAGAUCCUCCUUAUGUGCCUCUCUCACAUGGCGCUCCCGGACAUCGCCGCGUGUUUGCAGCUGUGCAACUCAGCGCUGACCAGGCUAAUCCGCGAGGCGCCGGCGAUCCAGUUUCGCCUUGAGCUGACAGGGUAUGCGGUGGAGGAGACCGCGUAUGGCCACGUGGGGCCGCUCUUCAAGCGGCGGAAGGCGCUGAAAGAGCGGGAGGAGCGCUGGAGGACGUUUGCGCCGGGCCACCGUUGGGUGGUGACGACGCGCGACACGCCCGCCCUGUAUGAUGUCGGCGAGGACUGCUAUGCGCUCGCAUAUAAAGCUGACCCACAGACGAUGCUGGGUGUUGGGAUGGAGUACAUUUUCCUCAAUGAAGAGCCGGUGUGGUUGCAGCCGGCGGACAUCACGGAGCCAGUGUGGGAUAUUUGUUUGGUGUCGGAGUGGGAUCUGUUAGUGGUGGUUACUCUCUCGGUGGAAAACGCCGGAGUACGUACGAUGGCUGCACAUCUGCGGCAACUGUCGACUGGGGCAGUGCAGGAAGGACUAGCGAGGACAAUUGACCUGGCCAAAGUGCCCCAGGUUUAUGGUGUGCCACAUAUCCGAGUGGAGGUUGCGGGGUCCACGCUAGCAAUCGCGUGCCGCUUCCCGUUCAAUAUACUCGGCACGCGUGACCAGGACCUGCUACACCUAAUCCAUUGGCCGUCCGGCCGUGCAUUCGCGGCGGUCCCGUGCUCAGUGACGGGCUUCGUGUUCGUGCACGACACGCUCCUCCUCUUACCGAAUCCGCAGACGCACUGUCUCGACGUGCUCGCCCUCAAGCCUGGUCUCGACGGCAACUUGAAUUCUUAUUGCUGGAUACUCUCCUUCUGCCUGCCCGCCCUCCGCGUCGGCCACCGAAUCCGCUGGGACACUUUCGACUGCCGCGGCCAGCCUAACCCGUCCACUCAUUCCUUCGACCGCUGCACUACCCUCGCCCAGACCUGCUCGCCAUUCCGGUCCAAGCCAGAGCGGACGCCCAUCUUCCUCAUGUUCGAUACCGCCACGACUCCCACAGACGCUGACGUUGAGUUGUCGCAUACCGUGGUCGUCAUCGACCGUGCGCGGCUGCAGGGGCGCUUUCUGGAGAAUUAUCAGCACCCGGGGAAAGGCGCACCGGUCAGAAAAGUGCCUUUUGCAUACUGGGGCCUGCGCGCGUCGACGUGGCUCGACGUCGGGCCGGGCGGACUAAACCUGUCGGCGUACGCGGUCACGGGGUUCCUUGGCACGCGUUUUGCAGGGCUCGGUUCGAAUCAUGUGCGGAUUCUGGACUUUAACCAGACAAGUGUGGCACGCGUGUGCAAGCAGAUCAAGGCCACGCGGACUGACGUUCUCGCGGCCACGCACGCUACAAUCCGGGUCCAGCCGCCCGCCACCGGCGGCGCGACCCAGGAAGACAGUGUUUUCGCGGAGCGGCUCGGGGCAGCGCUGGGGUAUGUUGAAACAACUUCGCGGGAGGCCGUCGCCUGGGAGAGCGUGCAUCUGAGCAAUGCGUGUAUCUUGGGCGAGAAGGAUUCGGAUGUAGAAGGAGAGAGGGAGCUGCAUGUGCUGCACUUUGGCUGA
Mycena indigotica is the source of this 1620-nucleotide messenger RNA. RefSeq lists its product as uncharacterized. The transcript is spliced from 3 exons. Bases 1 to 1620 code for a protein of 539 amino acids. The record is from RefSeq and is a predicted model, not a curated record. NCBI's taxonomy places the organism in Eukaryota, Fungi, Basidiomycota, Agaricomycetes, Agaricales, Mycenaceae. Gene Ontology annotation, molecular function: protein binding.